CGUAAAGGCAGAAUUGCAUGGGAAACAAAUGUCUGACAGUUUUAAAGAUUGCUGCAUUAUUAUGUAAUAGCUGCAUAAAAGAGAGACAAGAUAUAUUCAAGUCAUAGUUCUAUAAAAAAAAAGUCUAAAAUGUUUACGGUGUUCUACUUUUUGCAUUUGGCUAUAGGCAUCCUUAGCAUAAAUGGAUACCAGCAUGUUGUUAAGGUAGCUCCUACUGUUCAAGUCCAAGGAAUGGAGUCUCCACAAUAUCAAACACUCUGUCACUACAUCAAAGCUACGAAUAGUCUGAAUACAACAAAUACAACCGUUGAAUUUCUUCCUGGAAUACAUGAAGUUGAUCAUUGCACCAGUAGCCAGUUAGUGGUGGAACAUGUCAGCAACAUAGUUUGGAAAGGCUCACAAUCAUUAAAGAAGGAAUGGCCAAUGAUAGUGUGUAAUAAUCGGUUUAACUUUAUCUUCAGAAGAGUUGAAAACCUGACGCUAACAGGUCUUACAUUGAGUAAAUGUGGUAAAUACGCUAAACGCAAUCUGCAAGUACCUCUUCAGAAAAGUUUCACUUGUUAUUGGAGUGCCAUACUUUCCAGUUUUAAAUUCAUGGCAGCAAUAUCACUAGUCAGCGUUACUAACCUAAAUCUCCAAAACAUAAACAUUUCUGAAAGCGUAGGGUACGGAUUAUUCGCUCGAAACAUAAUUGGAGAAUCACUAAUAAAUUCCUCUAUCUUUGGAGAGAACAAGGCAACAGCAUUAAAUCAGUUUGCAGGAGGUAAUGCUAUCUUCAUUUUUCUUGAUUCUUCUCAAAUGGUGAUGAAGCAACCUCAUCUCACUAUUCAAAACUCUUUCUUCUACAAUGGAAGUGAUAAUUUUCAAUGUGAGGAGAAGUGUGAAGUCAAUAAAUUUGGUAGGCAAAUCCGUUCAAAUGGCCUAGGAAUAAUUACAAUACAAAAUAACUAUGCUGUAAAAGUAUUUGUACACAAUGUGACAUUCUCUGGAAAUGUUGCAUGGAGAAAUCGUCUUUCAAUACUUAUUAAUGACCACAGCGGUAUUGCCAAUAGCUUCCAGUUCAUUAACUGUAAAUUUAUACAAGACGGAGCCUUAAAGAUAGAGCGAAAUUCUAAAGGAAAUAAUACCAACAUAAAAUCAACGUUAUUGUUCAACGUUGAAAAUUGUAUUUUCUCUGAGGGCUUAUAUACUGGAAUUUAUGUAUUCAUUGAAGACGAAAACCUUUUCCAAGACAUUAUAAUCAGUAACUGCACUUUCAAACACUUCCAUUCAAGAUCAAGAUCAAUAGCGGUGUUGCAGGUAGUACAACUAGGCACAAGCAGCUCUUGUCCACGAAUAAGAAUGAAAAUCAUGAAUUCAAUUUUUUUUAAUAACUCAAUAUGUUCCAACUUUGAGCUUACAACAACACCAUAUAGUGCCAACAAAUGUCCAUCAAUAAUAAUUGAUAAUUGUACUUACGAGAACAAUCACAGUCCAAAUGACUAUUUGAUUUCAUCUGCCAAAUAUAAAUCUUUAUAUGGACAAUCAGAUAUUACUUUUGUAGAAAAGUAUGAGGAAGAAUACAUACUCAAUCGGGGUUUUCUUGACCAAGUGGCAUUUCGGAGUACAUCAUUUAUCAGUAACACGUUGGGCCCCGAGUCAUUCAAAGGAAUAGUUGGUGCAACACAUGUGUUCAUAUCAUUCACUAACUGCUAUUUCGCAAAUUCCAUAGGAACAGCGAUACAAGCAAAUAAUUCUGUAAUCAGUCUUUUUGAAACUAAUCAAUUCAUCAACAAUACUGGCAAAGAAGGUGGAGCACUGUCCCUCUUAGAGUCAAGACUACAUCUUAAUAGCAACUCAACAACUUUCUUUGAUCACAAUAAGGCAAACUAUGGGGGUGUUAUAUUUGCUACUCCACUCUAUUCAUACAUUGCUCUUACGUACAGUACAACACUUCCUCUUUGUACAUUGGGCCUUCCUAGUUACGGAAUAAAUAUCUCAACAGAUUUAAACAUAUUAGUAAAUGUCACCAUAUAUAGUGACACACAAGCAUUAUACACUGGGAAUACUAUAUUCUAUGGAGCCUUUGAGUAUUGCUUACAUGUUUCACUUGCCAAUGAUACAUUUGCCUGGGGUCUCCCAACCUCCAUGGUUCAAACAAACCUACAAGGACUAUUAUUCCCAUCACAAUACAUAUAUUCUGUACCAUCAAACUUAAUUCUAUGUGGUAAAUCUCCUUUUGGAAAUAGAGCAGUAUUGUUAACAUACUCUGGGGCAAACUUUAAUCUCAGCAUAAAAACAGUUGGAAAAAGUUACGGAAACAUUCUUCCAGUUUUAAUACGAGAGAAGCUUUGUGUUGUGUACUUCAACGAUUCUCGAAAAUGCAAAUUAGACUAUUUAAGUGAGUUACGAUAUGGAGCAGGAAAGCAGUUAAUAACAACUGAUUGCAAUAAUAUCACAUACAGUGUUCACGCUCUUCCCAAGAAAAUAUUUUUGGAAAUCGAAAUACAUCAACUAAUUGAAGAAAGUUCUUCCAUAAAUUUUAAAUAUGCUACACCUGUGAUAGUUGAGGUAAAUCUCCUACCAUGUCCUAUUGGAUACGAAAUGUCGAAGGAGAAACCAUAUUCUUGUGUAUGUACCGAAUAUUUGUCGAGUUUUGAAAUUGCGUGCAAUCUUAAUGAGAAUGGGAAAGUAUUAAGACUCCAUCAAAUGUGGAUAGGAUUCCAUUACAGACAUCCAAGCAACAUAAGUGUGCACAACUCGUGUCCAUUCGACUAUUGUGUACCCAAUCAAGGAUACAUUAGUCUCAGUCAGCCUGACGAGCAAUGUGGAAGCCAACGAACAGGUAUUCUUUGUGGAAAUUGCAGUGGUAAUCUGAGCAUUGUCCUAGGAACCUCGAACUGCAAGGAAUGCACUAAUUUGUAUCUGUUUCUGAUCAUACCAUUCGCACUUGCUGGAAUAGCUCUUGUGGUUUUGCUAUUAAAGUGCAACCUUACAGUAGCUAACGGACACAUUAAUGGCAUCAUUUUCUACGCUAACAUUAUUCACAUCAAUAAACCGCUCUUCUUUUCCACAUCGAGUAAUGCUGCUAGUGUAAUAUUCUCCACCUUCAUAGCGUGGCUUAAUCUCGACCUCGGUAUUGAGACUUGUUUCUUUGAGAAAAUGGAUGCUUAUGCAAAAGUAUGGCUACAAUUUGUGUUUCCAGUUUAUCUGUGGACCAUUGUUGGUGCCACUAUUCUCCUCGCUAAAUUCUCAUCACGAGUUAGUCGAUUCAUUGGCAACAACUCUGUUCCUGUACUAGCUACUCUGCUCAUCUUUUCAUACGCCAAACUACUCCGAAACAUAAUUGCUGUAGUGUCUUUUACUUACAUUGAGUUUGAAGAUGGUUCAUCUAUUGCCGUCUGGUUGCAGGAUGGAAGUGUAGAGUAUUUCAGUGCAAAACAUGCAGUGCUUUUUCUAAUGGCAAUGCUCUUCACAAUUGGCUACAUAUUCCCCAUGACAUUGUUUGUAUUCUUUGCUCCCUGCUUACAAGCUUGGUCAAACCACAAAGCUUUCAGGUGGGUGAACAGGUUGAAGCCACUUCUCGAUGCUUACCAAGGACCCUAUACCAACAAGUUUCGGUCCUGGACUGGACUAAUGAUAUUCUUACGACUACUACUGUUCAUUGUGUUUGCAAUGAAUUUCAACAAUGAUGCUUCGAUGAACUUUUUUUGGAUUAACAUUUUGAUUUCACCGUUCACAGUGCUUUGCUUUAUAAAGAGUGUUUACAGGAAAAAAUUUGCUAACUUUCUUGAGGCCUUUUCCCUUCUAAACCUCGUCAUGUUGUGCGCUGUUAGCUGGCUGGUAAGAUCAACUGUUUACAAUAAGCUACACGAGAUUAUACCAGAGGUGACAUACGUCUCCAUCGCCCUAACAUUACUGGCAUUUCUGAGCAUUUUGAUUUACCAAGUCAAACUGAAAGUAUUUCCCCAGAUUCUUAUUAGAAAGAAACCAAACGAUAAUGAGCCAGCUGAGCAAGAAAUUAUUGAGAGAGUACCAGCAAAACCAACGGUUACGUACGUGGAACUGACGGAGUCACUAUUAUAAUUGGCAUGUUGUAACUAUAUUAACACAUUAAUUUUGGAUUCCCUUAUUUUGCAUCAUAAUUUUUGCUUACAUAUAUUAUUUUUGUAUGUGUAUAGCAGUGCAACAAUUUAUGCAAAUUGUACCUGCAUAAUUAUAUACUAAGUUCAAAAGUGAUAUUAAAAUAACGUU
Halichondria panicea is the source of this 4233-nucleotide messenger RNA. RefSeq lists its product as uncharacterized. Bases 130 to 4065 code for a protein of 1311 amino acids. The record is from RefSeq and is a predicted model, not a curated record. The transcript has a single exon. Lineage: Eukaryota; Metazoa; Porifera; Demospongiae; Suberitida; Halichondriidae.